Aspergillus saccharolyticus JOP 1030-1 is the source of this 474-nucleotide messenger RNA. Its product is annotated as ubiquitin-conjugating enzyme E2. The coding region runs from base 1 to 474 and encodes 157 amino acids. The record is from RefSeq and is a predicted model, not a curated record. Lineage: Eukaryota; Fungi; Ascomycota; Eurotiomycetes; Eurotiales; Aspergillaceae. The transcript is spliced from 4 exons.
AUGUUCGCCACAAAGCGAUUAAGCAAGGAGCUUAUCAAGAUCAAAGAACACCUCCCGCCGGGAAUCUCCAUCGUGAAAUCCGACAAUCUGGAGGAAUGGCAAAUGGACAUCAGAGUCCUCGAUGAGAAUCCUCUCUACCUCAAUCAAAUAUACCGUUUGAAAUUCACAUUCAACAACAAAUACCCAAUUGAACCCCCAGAAGUCCAAUUCAUCGAGUUGCCAACCACCUCCGAGACCCCGCGCCCGAUCCCAAUCCACCCGCACAUCUACAGCAACGGGAUCAUCUGCCUGGAUCUCCUCAGCUCGGCCGGCUGGUCGCCCGUGCAGACGGUUGAAAGCGUCUGCAUGAGCAUUCAAAGCAUGCUCACGGCCAACAGUCGCAACGAGCGGCCCCCCGGCGACAAGGACUUCGUCUCGUACAACCGUCGCCGGCCGCGGGAUAUCAAUUUCAUGUAUGAUGAUGAUAACAUAUAG